Messenger RNA from Angiostrongylus costaricensis, 1173 nucleotides. Lineage: Eukaryota; Metazoa; Nematoda; Chromadorea; Rhabditida; Metastrongylidae. The record is from the annotation of a GenBank genome assembly.
UUGACAAUUGAUUUAUUUUCAUAUUUUCCUUUACUACUUCUUUUUGCAAUAAUUUUCAAAAUCUUAUGGCGACUACCACUGAUUCUUUUCUAUACGUUUUGGUUCAUUUUCGGAAUUCUCGUUCUGCGUAAAACACAGAACGCAAUUACUGCAGUACGUUAUGUGAAACGACAUGGGCAUACGGUUGCUCAUGAAGUCAUUGAGAAUUCUCGUGAAUUCGAUGAACUUAUCCAAAUACUUGAUGAGAAGUUCGUCAAACCUCCAGCAUUUCUUAUGCUCAAUCAAUAUGCACUUAAUAUGACGUAUAAUUUCCUGUGUAACACUGCAAGUUUGCAAGGAGUACAUGAACGAUUGAUCUUUGUCACCUUGGAUACGGUGGCUCGUGAUGAGCUGAGAAAGACAUGGCCGAAUAUCCGACAAUUUCACUGGCCAACUCCAAGCCUUUAUAAGCCGUUCAGUUUCGCUGAAGGACCUUACCAGACGAUUUAUUUACUUCGAGCCAAUCUUGCUCUCAGUCUCUUACGGAAAGGCAAAUCGUUCUGGAUGAUGCAGCAGGAUACAUUUUGGCGCAAGAAUUUCUUUGAUCUUGGUUUUGAAGAUGAUUUGUCUUAUGACGCGAUAUUCGACCAACUUGGUUCAGGUGAUAAAAGUAUGAGGACCACUUGGAUCAAUGGAGCGAAUUUCUUCGUACGAGCUAAUAACGACACCAUAAAGUUUUUCGAAGGAUUGUCGGAUAAAUUGGCUCAUUGGUAUAUACCAGAUAUGGGAAUAAUGAUCCAUCAAUGUCAAACAUGGGGCCGACCACGGUGUGCCUACCUCCCGUAUGAGUUGGCUCAUUCAUGGGAGUGGAUGUACACUUCGCAGAAAAAUCCUCCAUACAUUUUACAGUUGGAUUGCGAGACAGAUGGGGGAUCUAAACUUAUGCAACUCGGAAAGUUUGGAUUUCAUUUUGUGGACAGUAAUGGUACCUGUGAUUAUGAGAAGGUGGAACAAGCACGUGAACGCAUGGAAUCCGGUCAGGUUGAAGUUCGACGAAACUUUCCGUCUUGGGGACGUUUACAGUUCAAAGCGUACUGGUAUAUUGUCGAGUACAUACUUUGGACACCAUACAUUGGACCGCUUCUGAAACCAUAUUUGCCGUUAGUUGGCUACAUAUUGAUGAUCACCGUUUGA